Molecule: messenger RNA, 1585 nt
Organism: Coregonus clupeaformis (lake whitefish)
Lineage: Eukaryota; Metazoa; Chordata; Actinopteri; Salmoniformes; Salmonidae
Product: cyclin-dependent kinase 6-like
Exons: 8
Coding region: 548-1522 (324 amino acids)
Biological process (GO): cell dedifferentiation; regulation of cell population proliferation; G1/S transition of mitotic cell cycle
Cellular component (GO): cytoplasm; nucleus; cyclin-dependent protein kinase holoenzyme complex
Molecular function (GO): cyclin-dependent protein serine/threonine kinase activity; ATP binding; cyclin binding
Source: RefSeq, a predicted model, not a curated record
GAAAUGUUCCUGCUCUGUGUCAAACUUCUCUGAAGGGGGUCAAGGCACAUUCAGCCAGCGUGGGAAAGCGAAGAAGAGACGGAGCUCACAGACAAAAUGGGGGGUAAAGAGCGUUAAAACAGGAAAAAAAUGAGAAGAGCAUGGCUUGGAGAAUAUAUCACGCUUUUGUCCUAUGACCUCCCAAAAAAAGUUGCAGUAGGACCACCCCACCCCCCAACCCCGGUAUUAUAGUUGCUGCUUUGCUUGAGCUGCAGUUGAAGGGGUGGUAGUUUACUGCUGAGGGAUGGGGGUUACAGAAGCGUGCACCAUCCGACUACCUGUGUGGGAUCUGCGAUGUGCUGUGUGUUAGUGUGAACAUUUAUCCAAAGGAGGCAUGUUUCAUCAUUUUAUGGACAAGACCAAUGUGGCGACUUUCACUGAUAACAUGAAAUAAGGCAUUGCACGUGCCAACAACUUGUUAUGUGAGGAUGGCUUUGUAAAAAUCCUGGCUCUUCACAUUCGUCGGGAUUCCCCGCAAUAUUCUUAACAAGAAAAAAAAUCCGCAAAAAUGGACAAUGAAAGUGUAGCACAACAAUACGAGCCCGUCGCCGAGAUUGGCGAGGGUGCUUACGGAAAGGUGUACAAGGCACGAGAUUUGAAGAACGAGGGACGCUUUGUAGCCCUAAAAAGAGUUCGGGUACAGACGGAGGAGGAAGGGAUGCCCCUCUCGACCAUCCGGGAGGUAGCGGUACUGAGGCAACUGGAGGCAUUCGAACACCCCAACGUGGUCAGACUGUUCGAUGUGUGUACCGUGUCUCGGACCAACCGUGAGACCAAGCUGACCCUGGUCUUUGAGCAUGUUGACCAGGACCUGACCACGUACCUGGAGAAAGCCCCUGAUCCUGGGGUGCCACCUGAAACUAUCAAGGAUAUGAUGUACCAGCUGCUGCAGGGGUUGGACUUCCUGCACUCACACCGUGUGGUUCACCGGGACCUGAAACCCCAGAACAUCCUGGUCACCAGCGGAGGACAGAUCAAACUGGCCGACUUCGGUCUCGCCAGGAUAUACAGCUUUCAGAUGGCUCUGACCUCUGUGGUGGUGACGUUGUGGUACAGAGCCCCAGAGGUGUUGCUCCAGUCCAGCUAUGCCACCCCAGUUGACCUGUGGAGUGUGGGCUGUAUCUUCGCUGAGAUGUUCAGGAGAAGACCUUUGUUUAGAGGAAGCUCAGAUGUUGAUCAGCUGGGCAAAAUUUUUGAUGUGGUUGGGGUUCCCUCGGUGGAGGACUGGCCCCAGGAAGUAGCCCUGCCACAGAGUGCCUUCUCCCCACGACCCCCUCAGCCAAUCGGAAACCUCAUCCCUGACAUGGACGAGCUGGGGAAGUCCCUUAUACUCCAAUUCCUGGAGUUCAAUCCCUCCAGAAGGAUAUCAGCGUUUGCUGCUCUGACCCACCCCUACUUUCAGAGUGUGGAUAGUGACAGUAGGAGUGUGUACGCUCAGCCCAUCGCCAGCAACAAGCCCACCAUGGAGGAGAGAGCUGCCUGACAGCCCCCCGGCCCAGGACUGGAGAGAGAGAGAGAGAGAGAGAGAGAGAGAGAGAGAGAGAGA